This is a messenger RNA of Soboliphyme baturini, 393 nucleotides long. The record is from the annotation of a GenBank genome assembly. NCBI's taxonomy places the organism in Eukaryota, Metazoa, Nematoda, Enoplea, Dioctophymatida, Soboliphymatidae.
AUGUCAUCACAGCAUGUCAAAAAAGGCUCCAUGGGAACGCCCCCGCAAGUAGAAGGCUCUGGACUCCUGAACCUCAUCGGGUGGAAGCUGUUCUACUCAGGUGUCGAUAUAACGACGCGCGCUCAGGCCGGUGUUGGUGUUCUGGUAGAACCAAACCUGGCAGAUACAAUCAUUGAUUGGAAGCCUGUGAGCGGAAGGGUGGUAAUCCUCCGACUGAAGCUACAACAGGCUAAAUCGAUGACCUUGGUACAGGUCUAUGCGCCCAAGUUUGAGGGAGAAUAUGAGACCUUCCUUGAGGAAGUGCAGUGUACUCUGUCCGAAGUGCCGAAUACAGAGUCCCUCAUACUCAUGGGCGAUUUUAAUGCGCAUGUCGGAGUAGACGCUGAAAAGUGA